CUUCGCCUUUUGUUCGGUUAGUGAGUUGCUGUCUUGGCCAGAGUCCGGAGCAGCCACCGCCCGAGUGUGCUGAGCUCAGUUCGCAGCCCGCGCCGGCUCCCAUCCCGGCCCGAUCCCUACCCAGCCCGGCCAGGCUCCAAACGCAGGUGCGGACGAUCGAGGCAGCAGCCACCAUGGACGUGAUGAACCUCAUCGAACAACCCAUCAAGGUGACCGAGUGGCAACAGACGUACACCUACGACUCGGGCAUCCACUCGGGGGUCAAUACCUGCGUGCCCUCGGUCAGCAGCAAAGGCAUCACGGAGGAGGACGAGGCCUGUGGGCGCCAGUACAUGCUCAAGAAGACCACCACCUACACCCAGGCGGUGCCCCAGAGCCAAGGUGACCUGGAUUACCAGAUGUCCACGACAGCCAGAGCCAAGCGGGUGCGGGAGGCCAUGUGUCCUGGUGUGACAGGAGAGGACAGCUCCCUGCUGGUCACCCAGGUGGAGGGACAGACCACCAACCUGCAGCGGCUGGCUGAGCCAUCCCAGCUCCUGAAGUCGGCCAUUGUGCAUCUCAUCAACUACCAGGACGACGCCGAGCUGGCCACCCGGGCCCUUCCUGAGCUCACCAAACUGCUCAACGAUGAGGACCCGGUGGUGGUGACCAAGGCGGCCAUGAUCGUGAACCAGCUGUCGAAGAAGGAGGCGUCUCGGCGGGCGCUGAUGGGCUCGCCCCAGCUGGUAGCAGCCGUCGUGCGCACCAUGCAGAACACCAGCGACCUGGACACAGCCCGCUGUACCACCAGCAUCCUUCACAACCUCUCCCACCACCGCGAGGGGCUGCUUGCCAUCUUCAAGUCGGGCGGCAUCCCUGCCCUGGUCCGCAUGCUCAGCUCCCCCGUGGAGUCGGUCCUUUUCUACGCCAUCACCACGCUGCACAACCUGCUGCUCUACCAGGAGGGCGCCAAGAUGGCGGUGCGCCUGGCAGACGGGCUGCAGAAGAUGGUGCCCCUGCUCAACAAGAACAACCCCAAGUUCCUGGCCAUCACCACCGACUGCCUGCAGCUCCUGGCCUACGGCAACCAGGAGAGCAAGCUCAUCAUCCUGGCCAACGGAGGACCCCAGGCUCUCGUGCACAUCAUGCGCAACUACAGUUACGAGAAGCUGCUCUGGACCACCAGCCGUGUGCUCAAGGUGCUGUCCGUGUGUCCCAGCAAUAAGCCCGCUAUCGUGGAGGCUGGUGGGAUGCAGGCCCUGGGCAAACACCUGACGAGCAACAGCCCCCGCCUCGUGCAGAACUGCCUCUGGACCCUGCGCAACCUCUCGGACGUGGCCACCAAGCAGGAGGGCCUGGAGAGUGUGCUGAAGAUUCUGGUGAACCAGCUGAGCGUGGACGACGUCAAUGUCCUCACCUGUGCCACGGGCACUCUGUCCAACCUGACCUGCAACAACAGCAAGAAUAAGACGCUGGUGACGCAGAACAGCGGCGUGGAGGCGCUCAUCCAUGCCAUCCUGUGCGCGGGUGACAAGGAUGACAUCACAGAGCCCGCCAUCUGUGCCCUGCGCCACCUCACCAGCCGCCACCCCGAGGCCGAGAUGGCUCAGAACUCCGUGCGCCUCAACUACGGCAUCCCGGCCAUCGUCAAGCUGCUCAACCAGCCCAACCAGUGGCCACUGGUCAAGGCAACCAUCGGCCUGAUCAGGAAUCUGGGCCUGUGCCCAGCCAACCAUGCCCCACUGCAGGAGGCAGCGGUCAUUCCCCGCCUCGUCCAGCUGCUGGUCAAGGCCCACCAGGAUGCCCAACGCCACAUGGCUGCAGGCACACAGCAGCCCUACACGGAUGGCGUGAGGAUGGAGGAGAUCGUGGAAGGCUGCACCGGGGCCCUGCACAUCCUCGCCCGGGAUCCCAUGAACCGCAUGGAGAUCUUCCGACUCAACACCAUCCCCCUGUUUGUGCAGCUCCUGUACUCCUCAGUGGAGAACAUCCAGCGUGUGGCCGCUGGGGUGCUGUGCGAGCUGGCCCAGGACAAGGAGGCGGCCGACACCAUUGAUGCUGAGGGGGCCUCAGCCCCACUCAUGGAGCUACUGCACUCCCACAAUGAGGGCACCGCCACCUACGCUGCUGCCGUCUUGUUCCGCAUCUCCGAGGACAAGAACCCAGAUUACCGUAAACGUGUGUCUGUGGAGCUCACCAACUCCCUCUUCAAGCAUGACCCUGCAGCCUGGGAGGCUGCCCAGAGCAUGAUCCCCAUUAAUGAACCCUACGCAGAUGACAUGGAUGCCACCUACCGCCCCAUGUACUCGAGUGACAUGCCCCUGGACCCCCUGGAGAUGCACAUGGACAUGGACGGGGACUACCCCAUUGACACCUACAGCGACGGCCUCAGGCCCCCCUACCCCACUGCGGACCACAUGCUGGCCUAGCUGCCUGGACCCUAGUAUGGCGACCCCUCCCCGCCCUGCUUUGCAGCUCUCCCUUCCCCCUGUGGGCUGCUGAGACUCGGGCUUUCCCUUCCCUUCAGAACCUCCUUCUCAUGGAGGCCCUCUCACGUUUCCCCUGAAACCCUGGCUCCUUUUUGGGGGGAACAAGUGUGGGGCCUCUCGGUGCUGAGCUCCCCCAGGGAAGGUGUGCCUCGCCUGCCUCAUUCUGUUAUCUUCGCUCGAGGCGAGGAGCCCUGCCCCUUCUACCAUGGUGGCCGGGUUAUGCACGAGCUCCUGCGGGCCACGGGGCUGGCCUGACCCCUCUGUGUCUGCCCCUCCCUCCAGGUGCGGUUCCCCAUCUGAGAGGCUCUCCUCGCAGGCGUUGGGGCGAGAUAGCCAAGUGCCUGAGCCUGGGCAGGAGGGCUGCAACUUCCUGCUGAACCCCGCGCCUUCAGAGGUCCUCUGUAGGGUCUUUCUUGGGAUGGCGAUCUGCUCUUGCUUUUCUGUUCUGGGCUGUGGGUCCAGGGCCCGACACCACCUCCCACCCCCGAGGCCCUGGCACUAAAGCUUUAGACUCGAGGCCCCCACUCUGUCCCCCCUCCUCCUGGGCUGCCCGUCUCCAUAGGGCUGUGGUUCCUUCUCUGGCUGGCUCCGAUUUGGUCACUGAACUCCACCAACUGUACUGAGCCCUGGGGGUCUCCAGGCCCCAGGUUCAAGGCCCAAAGGCCCAGAAUCCAAAGCUUAUCUUGAAAAGUUCAGGGAUCGUCUGACCAGGGGGAUGGGGCGGAGAUACGGAGAGUGCCUCCCCUGCUCCAGGACACGGCCUGCUCCCUCCCCAGGAUGCGCAGUUGGCUUUGGCCCCUCCCGGGGUUAGCAGCUCCCUUGCACCCUGUCCCGCCCACGCAACUGCCCUAGCUGACCCCCUGAGAAGUGCUCUUGGCUGACCCCUCUGGUGUGCGGUGAGGGGCUUUCUCUUCCCCUUCCUGUUUCAGACUCCCCCCACCACCUCCUGCACACGGGUGUGGGGGGCUGGGGAAGGUCCCAGUAGAAAAUUUUAUUAUUAUCGCUUUAUGUUUUUGGUUAUUGGUUUUUUUUGUAUAGACCAAAGCAAAGAAAAUAAAACUAAGACACAGA
Balaenoptera ricei (Rice's whale) is the source of this 3539-nucleotide messenger RNA. RefSeq names its product junction plakoglobin (gene JUP). Lineage: Eukaryota; Metazoa; Chordata; Mammalia; Artiodactyla; Balaenopteridae. Gene Ontology annotation, molecular function: transcription coactivator activity; cadherin binding; alpha-catenin binding. The transcript has 14 exons. Bases 174 to 2408 code for a protein of 744 amino acids. Gene Ontology annotation, cellular component: catenin complex; adherens junction. Gene Ontology annotation, biological process: positive regulation of transcription by RNA polymerase II; cell adhesion. The record is from RefSeq and is a predicted model, not a curated record.